UACAACAAUAGAAGCACCAUUCACUCACACACACAACAACACACCUAGUUGCUAAGCUUUUUGUGUUCUGCAACUGAAAGUGAAGGAAACCAAGUCAUGUAUUCUCUUUGGAGUUCCAUUGCAAUGUGUGUAGCACUUCUACUCCUUCAGUUUGGCACUGUACACCCCUCACCCUCUCACCUUAGGAUCAAUCGCUUACCGGGUCAACCCCAUGUUGAAUUUCAUCAGUUUUCAGGCUAUAUAACCGUUGAUGGCAAAAACCAGCGAGCACUCUUUUUCUACUUCGCUGAAGCUGAAAAAGAUGCACUUUCCAAGCCCCUUGUUCUUUGGCUCAAUGGAGGGCCUGGUUGUUCUUCUCUUGGAGUUGGUGCAUUUUCAGAGAAUGGACCAUUUAGGCCCAAAGGAGAGGCCUUGGUUAGGAAUCAAUUCAGCUGGAACAGAGAAGCAAAUAUGUUGUAUUUGGAAACGCCAAUUGGAGUUGGAUUCUCUUACUCAACUGACACUUCCUCUUAUGAGGGUGUGAAUGACAAGAUUACAGCCAGGGAUAACUUGGUGUUCUUGCAAAACUGGUUUGUCAAGUUCCCAGAAUACAGAAACAGAAGUUUGUUCAUUGUAGGAGAAAGCUAUGCAGGCCAUUAUGUUCCUCAACUGGCUGAGCUUAUGCUCCGAUUCAACAAAAAGGAGAAGUUAUUCAAUUUAAAAGGCGUUGCUCUUGGUAAUCCAGUUCUAGAAUUUGCAACAGAUUUCAAUUCCAGAGCUGAGUUCUUCUGGUCACAUGGAUUAAUUUCAGACACAACGUUCAAAAUGUUCACUUCUGUUUGUAACUAUUCAAGAUAUGUGAGGGAAUACUAUAAUGGUGCUGUUUCUCCUAUCUGUUCAAGUGUUAUGAACCAAGUUAGUACAGAAACAAGUAGAUUUGUUGACAAGUAUGAUGUGACCCUUGAUGUUUGUUUAUCUUCUGUGUUUUCACAAACUAAAGUCCUCAAUCCCCAGCAAGUCACUGAAACUAUAGAUGUGUGCGUGGAAGAUGAAACAGUGAAUUAUCUGAACAGGAAAGAUGUGCAGUCAGCUUUACAUGCACGUCUUGUUGGAGUUCAAAGAUGGUCUGCUUGCAGCAAUGUGCUGGAUUAUGAGCUGGGUGACUUGGAGAUACCAACAAUCACGGUUGUGGGGAAGCUUGUCAAGGAGGGAAUACCAGUAUUGGUUUACAGUGGUGAUCAGGAUUCAGUUAUCCCUCUAACUGGAAGUAGAACAUUAGUACAUAAACUGUCAAAAGAACUAGGGUUGAAGACCACUGUGCCAUACAGGGUGUGGUUUGAGAGGCAGCAGGUGGGUGGGUGGACUCAAGUUUAUGGUAACAUCCUUUCAUUUGCCACUAUCAGGGGAGCAUCACAUGAGGCUCCAUUUUCACAGCCUGAGAGAUCACUUGUGCUAUUCAAGUCCUUCUUAGAAGGACGCCCUCUACCACAAGAGUUUUGAUAUGUAUAUGUUAUGUUGAGGGGUGUCUGAAUUCGUUGCACUUUUAAUCCAUUGUGCCCAUUUUCAAGUGUAGAAAAUUUUGUAAAGAAGGGAGGGAAUGUGUUUUUGUUUUUCUUCUUGGUUGCUGUUGCUGUACCUUCUUGUGUACUUUUAUUAUUUAUAAAGCUGCAUUAUGUAA
Messenger RNA from Cajanus cajan (pigeon pea), 1657 nucleotides. Its product is annotated as serine carboxypeptidase-like 45. The record is from RefSeq and is a predicted model, not a curated record. NCBI's taxonomy places the organism in Eukaryota, Viridiplantae, Streptophyta, Magnoliopsida, Fabales, Fabaceae. Gene Ontology annotation, biological process: proteolysis. Gene Ontology annotation, molecular function: serine-type carboxypeptidase activity. Gene Ontology annotation, cellular component: vacuole.